Molecule: messenger RNA, 3035 nt
Organism: Cucurbita moschata (crookneck pumpkin)
Lineage: Eukaryota; Viridiplantae; Streptophyta; Magnoliopsida; Cucurbitales; Cucurbitaceae
Exons: 3
Coding region: 553-2733 (726 amino acids)
Source: RefSeq, a predicted model, not a curated record
UAUUUGUAGGUACGGAUUGAAUUUGAGGCGUCCGGUAGAAAAAAUACGACGAAUUUCUUGUGGAGAGAGGAUGGAUUUUGAAAUGGCGGGGAAUCGCUGUUGGUAAUUUGACGAAUUCACUUUUCUUGAUCGGGAAAACCUAAUAUACUCUUCUUGGCAAAUCAUCAUCAUCGUUGUCGUCGAGUGUGGACGGAUUGGAAAUUGUUGUUUGAAUGAGGUUAGGUUUUACUUGGAUUGCUUAAUCGAAUACCGUUUCAGAUCCGUUCGAGUUAAUAUCUAUUGGACUGGAGUUCGGGAAUUCUUUUCGAAUCGGAUUUGGGAGGACAUGUUUUCGCAGAUUCUUGCGCCAUUUGGAACAUAAUUUUCGUUUUAUCGAGUGUUGGAUUGCGUCCGAGGGUUUUGGUGAAUCUUUUGUUUUGAACCGAGAGAUUUUUGUUGUUGAUUUCUUCUGCACAACGAAGAUAGGGAUUCUUCGAUCAUUUGUAGUGGAAUCAGACGAUUAUUCCGAUACCUAAUUGCCUUUGAAUUGUUGCUAUUGUUUUUUUUGAAAUUAUGCAUCCCCGUCACCGUAAUACGGGUAAUGGGUUUAGGUCUGGUUCCAUGGGAGUUGGAUUAGCUUCUUCUCGAAUCUCUCCUGAGGGAUCGGUUAGGGGCCAUGGUGGCGCGUAUGGCAAUGAUUAUCGCAAUUUUAAUCAUCCGAGUAGCUUUGGGCGCGGUCAGGGAUACCCCAAAUCAUAUCAAUCAUCCCAAUCACUGCCUCCUCCGCGAAGAGGUGGGGGUUCUGUUGACAUUUUUAUGGAAGCAGGUCGUCUUGCAGCCGAAUAUCUGGUUUCUCAAGGUUUGCUCCCAUCUAGUGUUUUGUCUGGUAAAUGGCAAGGUGGAAGUUUGAGGAGGGAGUCUUCUGAAUUUCAGGAAUUUGGUCCAUUUCGCGAAGAAGGACGAACAUCUAAUGCUGCCCCUCCUCAUUCAGGACAUGUUGGACCUGAUUUCGGGCCAGGUAGGAGGCAGCCAUCUGAUGAGUAUAGUUUGGCACCGUCACGAAAUCAUUUGAGAGGACGAAGAAGAUCCUCGUCUUUCCGAAGUAGUGGUUCUGAUUGGAGUGGCCAAGAGUACAGUAGGAGCAAUAAUUACAAUGAUAGAGCUAGAGCUUCUUCAGAUACAGAGGCUUAUGACGACGCUGAUAAUCUUUCUGCUUAUGGUAAUCGACAGCAAACUGGUGAAGAAGUUGGUACUGAAUUUCAAGUUCUCAAACCUUCCAAGUUAGGACGAAAAGGUGACACGCCUGAGGAUUCAGGACCUGAACUGGUUAAGUACCCUUUGCCAGAUGAUGUAGGCUCGAAGGCAAGUAUUUCUGCUGUUGCGAAAGACCUGCCAAAUGAGCAGAAACUUGCUAAAGAUUCUGAUGAUUUAUGUAAUGUAGAUUCAGGGUUUGAGGAGGUGAAAAAUAAUACCAAUACCAAUGAAACUGAGAAACACUGUGUGGCGGAGAAACUAUCAAUGCAGAAUAAAGCCGAUGACGGUGAUUCCGUGGUGAAGCCAGAGACUGAUCUACUAGCAUUCUGCAGAUUUACUAAGUUCCCCACCAAAACUCGCUCUGCGUUGGCAUACAAGGUUUCUAAGGCAGAUCCUAUUGCAACUGUGUCAGAACAACCUUCUGUUAUCAACCCUAUCAGAUCUGAACUUUCAAUUGACAGUAACUCGUCUACUUGUGCGUUAUCUGGUGCUGUAUCAGCUAAAAACCUUGAUGUCGAAAAUCUAAACUCUGAAAGAUCUGAACCACAAGCUACUGAGGAAGCUGUUAUAAUGGAGGAGGCAUAUCCUAGAUUUGGUGAGAAGGCUAGCUCUUUGACGUCUCAUUCUUUCCAGCAUGGACCAUUUUGGAAUGAGAGCAAGGAAGAAUCUUGCCGAACUCCUGCCGUAUUUGGAAGGAGUAAUUCUAUGUUCGAGGAAAAGGGUCAAAAGCGGUCAUUGGAUGAGAGUGAUGUGGGGGACGGGAAUAAAAAACCAAGAGAAUGGAUUCCGUUGAUGAAUUCUAAGGAGGAAGAUGAAGCCUUUGACCUUCUCAAGUUUGAUAAAGCGAAAGUUAGUUCUGAGGAAAGCAAGCCAGAGUGUGAUAAUGAAGUUAUUGUAGCUGCUGACUGCGUGAACUCAGUGGAUGGUUUUCAUUUCAUAAAGAACGGAGGUGAGCAAUGUGUAGAUUAUGCACAAGAAAAGCAGCUUUUUCCGAAUUCAUUUAAGAUCUGCGACCUUAACCUUAUGGAGGCUUCUGAUAUACAUGAUAAUCAUGAAAACAAUCCUCUUCUCAUCUUCCAAUCUAUUUCUGAAUCAAAAAGAGAAAGAGCUCCUGUUGAAAUCGGCUUGUCUAUAAGCAAUGCUACUGAAUUUGGCCAAAAUAGUGUGGUGGCUGGCGGUAAAGAGAUCGAAAUUAUUGAUUUAGAAGAUGACUCUAAUGCUCAAGUAGACAAGACCUUCCAUAAUCUAGAGACAAAGAGGGAGCCUGUAUUUACUGGAUUGGACGGCUUUCCUAACAACGAACAAAACAGUGGAGAUAUGCCUGAUGUUCACGAUGGCUAUGGACUAAUGAUUUCAGAGUUGCUUGGAGCAGAAUUCCCCAACUGUGCUUCCGUACAAGGAGACAUUAAUUCAAUGCACAAUGAAAUGUCUCUUUCGAAUGGAGAAGUACUUCCUUGCUCAUAUCCAACUUCAUCAUUUAUUGAAGAUUCUCCUUUUUGAUACUUUGCCUGGCUUCUUAAAGAUUAUAUUGUUGGGGCUCUGGCGGAUGAUGAUCUAAUAUAUAUGUCCCUGGGGGAAAUUCCAUUGAGUAUGCCAGAAUUUUAAUUUCUUUUGUCCAUCAAUAUAAUUAUGUGAUCAUAAGUUUAAAUCAAUUUGAUGGUAGGAAUUGUGUAUUGUGUAAAAGAAGGAUAUGCAAUUGUUUACCACAGACUUUGUGUAUGUUGGGGAAGGAAAUAGGUGAAUAUUGUAAGACAGAAUGAUAGCUAAUGGUCUCUUUUAGCUUCUUCUCUUUACUUUCUUCA